GCGGAGUUGUCUAACUUCACGGUUCUUAUCUGAAAAUGAACAGUUGUUGAUAUUAAUACUCUAACUUUGCAUCUGUUCUGACUGACAGUAGUCCCAGCAUUUACCUGAAAUAAAAUGUAUUCCAAGGGGACCACCAAAUCCAAUGCGAAAACGUUCCUUUUCACGUCUGAAUCUGUGGGAGAGGGACACUCUGAUAAAAUGUGCGACCAAAUCAGUGAUGCCGUUCUGGAUGCAUAUCUGUCUCAGGACCCUGACUCAAAAGUAGCAUGUGAGUGCGUGGCAAAGACGGGCAUGAUCCUUCUGUGUGGAGAGGUGACAUCAAAAGCAGUGGUUGAUAUUCCGGCGGUGGUCAGGGAGACCAUUAAGAAAAUUGGAUAUGAUUGCUCUGCCAAAGGCUUUGAUUAUAAGACCUGCAAUGUUCUUUUGGCCUUACAACCGCAGUGUCCUGAAAUAACUGACUGUGUUUUUGAGGGCAGAAAUGAAGAGGAUACUGCAGCUGGUGAUCAAGGUGUAAUGUUUGGCUAUGCAACAGAUGAAACAGAGGAGUGCAUGCCAUUGACCAUUCUCUUGGCUCAUCAACUCAAUGCUAAAAUGAGAGCGCUAUCCAAAACUGAGUGUCCCUGGAUUAUGCCUGACUCAAAAACACAGGUUACUGUGGAAUAUCGUGACAACAUGGGUUCCAUGGAACCCCUCCGUGUUCACACCGUGGUCAUCUCAGUCAACCACACCCCCGACAUCACUGUGCACGACAUCAGACAGCAGCUUCUGGAGAAGGUUGUUAAAGCAGUGAUUCCCGCCAGCUACCUCGAUGACAAGACCAUCUAUCACCUUUUGCCUAGUGGGAAAUUUCUGGAUGGUGGACCACAGGCUGAUGCUGGCCUCACAGGUAGAAAGAUAAUUGUGGACACAUACGGUGGAUGGGGGGCUCACGGAGGGGGGGCCUUCUCUGGUAAAGACUGCUCCAAAGUGGACCGCUCCGGGGCCUACGCCGCCCGCUGGGUAGCCAAGUCUCUGGUGAAAGCCAAGCUGUGCAAGCGGGUCUUAGUACAGGUGAGACUUCGGUGGGUACAGGAGUGUCCCACUUGUGGUGUCUUAUAAAGACCUUGGGAACUC
Messenger RNA from Clupea harengus (Atlantic herring), 1113 nucleotides. The record is from RefSeq and is a predicted model, not a curated record. NCBI's taxonomy places the organism in Eukaryota, Metazoa, Chordata, Actinopteri, Clupeiformes, Clupeidae.